AGGCGCGUCUAGCAUGCAAUUGCAUCUGCAAGUUCCGUCUUAGAUUCACGAACUCCAUAGCUAAGCCGGAAUUGCGAUCGUCCCGAGCCCCUCGUCGUUGAGAUAUUUCUCUCUGUAUUGGACGGAACUGUACGUCAGCAUAAUUCUGGUCCGCCAUGGCUCCGCCUGCUCAGUCUCACCGGACUCCGUCGCCGUCUCAACCAUCGGGAAAAAGCGAAGUAACUGAUCUGAAAUCACAGCUCCGGCAGCUUGCUGGAAGUAGAGCACCAGGUGUUGAAGAUUCUAAGAGGGAGCUUUUCAAGAAAGUGAUAUCUUACAUGACUAUUGGGAUCGAUGUAUCGUCUCUCUUUGGAGAGAUGGUGAUGUGCUCUGCUACAUCCGACAUUGUCCUCAAGAAAAUGUGCUAUCUAUAUGUUGGCAAUUAUGCCAAGGUCAAUCCUGAUCUUGCCCUGCUAACGAUUAAUUUCCUUCAGAGAGAUUGCAAGGACGAGGACCCAAUGAUUAGAGGGCUUGCAUUGAGGAGCUUAUGUUCACUCCGUGUUGCAAAUCUAGUCGAGUAUCUAGUGGGGCCAUUGGGGUCUGGCUUGAAGGAUAGCAAUAGUUACGUGAGAAUGGUGGCAGUUACAGGGGUUUUAAAACUAUAUCAUAUAUCUGCUUCAACAUGCAUAGAUGCUGAUUUUCCAUCAACAUUGAAGCAUUUGAUGCUUAAUGAUCGAGAUACUCAGGUAGUUGCAAAUUGUUUAUCUGCUCUACAAGAGAUUUUGACCUCAGAGGCCAGCUCCUUGGAAGAAGCAUCUAGGGAAAGAGAGGCUUUGCUUAGUAAGCCAGUUGUGUAUUAUCUUCUGAACCGGAUCAAGGAAUUUAAUGAAUGGGCACAGUGUCUCCUACUUGAAUUGGUUGCCAAAUAUGUACCGUCAGAUAGCAAUGAGAUUUUUGACAUCAUGAAUCUCCUUGAGGAUAGACUUCAGCAUGCUAAUGGUGCUGUUGUAUUGGCAACCACCAAAGUUUUUCUACAUUUGACUUUAUCCAUGACUGAUGUUCAUCAGCAGGUCUAUGAACGGAUUAAAGCCCCUCUCUUAACCUUGGUGAGCUCAGGAAGCCCAGAACAAUCUUAUGCAGUUCUCAGCCACCUCCAUCUCCUGGUGAUGCGUGCUCCAUAUAUAUUUUCCUCAGACUAUAAAUACUUCUAUUGUCAGUACAACGAGCCAUCUUAUGUCAAAAAAUUGAAGCUCGAAAUGUUGACUGCAGUGGCAAAUGAGAGCAACACUUAUGAAAUUGUGACGGAAUUAUGUGAAUAUGUUGCAAACGUUGAUAUUCCCAUAGCAAGAGAGUCAAUACGUGCUGUUGGGAAAAUAGCACUGCAGCAGUAUGAUGUGAAUGCAAUUGUGGAUCGACUUCUGCAGUUUUUGGAGAUGGAAAAGGACUAUGUGACUGCUGAAGCUCUGGUGCUUGUUAAAGAUCUUUUGAGAAAAUAUCCACAAUGGAGUCAGGAUUGCAUUGCUGUUGUCGGCAGCAUCAGCAGUAAAAAUAUUCAAGAACCAAAGGCCAAAGCAGCUCUUAUCUGGAUGUUGGGGGAGUAUUCGCAGGACAUGCAUGAUGCCCCAUAUAUUCUAGAGAGUUUAAUUGAGAACUGGGACGACGAGCCUUCUGCUGAGGUUCGCCUACAUCUUCUCACUGCAGUGAUGAAGUGUUUCUUCAAAAGGCCUCCUGAAACUCAAAAGGCCUUGGGAGCUGCACUGGCAGCAGGUCUUGCUGACUUUCACCAGGACGUGCAUGAUCGAGCGCUUUUCUACUACAGGCUUUUGCAAUAUAAUGUUUCUGUAGCUGAACGUAUCGUCAAUCCUCCAAAGCAAGGGGUUUCUGUCUUUGCCGAUACACAAAGCAGUGAAGUCAAGGAUCGAAUAUUUGACGAAUUUAAUAGUUUGUCUGUUAUUUACCAGAAGCCAUCUUACAUGUUCACCGACAAGGAACACCGAGGUCCAUUUGAUUUCUCAGACGAACUUGGGAAUUUAUCUAUUGGUUCGGAGUCCGCUGAUACUGUCGUUCCAGCUCAGCGAGUUGAGGCAAAUGAUAAGGAUCUACUUCUAAGCACCUCAGAGGAAGAGGAAACUAGAGUUGUUGCUAACAAUGGUUCUGCAUACAGUGCUCCUUCAUAUGAAGGUUGUGCUGGAUCUCUCGUUCCUCAAGCGCCAUUAGAGUUUGCAGUCUCGAAUCCUUCCAUGCCAGGGCAUGCACCUCAGUCGAGCUCUCCAAUGGAUGAUCUACUCGGUCUAGGUCUACCAACAGUUUCCGCACCCGCGCCUUCUCCGCCUCCUUUGAAGCUAAACUCAAAAGCUGUUUUAGAUCCGGGGACUUUUCAGCAGAAAUGGCGCCAGCUGCCUAUAUCUAUAUCACAGGAAUAUGGUGUAUGCCCCCGAGGAGUUGCGGCUCUAACAUCGCCUCAAGUCCUCCUCCGACAUAUGCUAAGCCAUUCCAUUCAUUGCAUUGCAUCGGGUGGCCAGGCACCAAACUUCAAGUUUUUCUUCUUCGGACAAAAACAAGAACAACCAUCCAACUUUCUGGUUGAGUGUAUAAUCAACACAGCAUCUGCUAAAGCGCAGAUAAAGGUCAAAGCCGAUGAUCAAAGCGCAUCGCAAGCUUUCUCAUCUUUGUUCCAAUCAGCUCUGGCCAACUUCGGUACGCCAUGAGUCUUCAGUAUUAAGUUUCGCACGUUAAAAGUCCCUCGAUCGAGUCACCUGCAUCAGCACGGGAACGGAAGGAUGAAGAUAAAAGAAAGAGCAUUGGUUGUAUGUAGUAUAGGUGAGUGUAAAAUGGGAUUGAAGACGCUCUCAUUUCUGUUCCCUACUCGGGGCUUGCCAGUUGCUUAGGAUUUUGCUCGAAUCCCGUUGUGUUAUAGAAACUGCGCCACUGUAAAAACUUCUGUGAAUUUUCUUCCAGUCUUGUAGUUAGUUUCCUGUUCUUCCCAUCUCUGUCUGCUUGUUAAUUUUGUUUAAGAAAUUCUAUGGUCUUUUAUGUGAGACUGUUUAUCGGCUUAUGCAGAGAAAUAAUAUCCACGUUCCUGGGCCAUUCUUGUACUA
Molecule: messenger RNA, 3077 nt
Organism: Momordica charantia (bitter melon)
Lineage: Eukaryota; Viridiplantae; Streptophyta; Magnoliopsida; Cucurbitales; Cucurbitaceae
Product: adaptin family protein
Biological process (GO): intracellular protein transport; vesicle-mediated transport
Cellular component (GO): clathrin adaptor complex; membrane coat
Molecular function (GO): clathrin binding
Source: RefSeq, a predicted model, not a curated record